Molecule: messenger RNA, 2608 nt
Organism: Callorhinchus milii (elephant shark)
Lineage: Eukaryota; Metazoa; Chordata; Chondrichthyes; Chimaeriformes; Callorhinchidae
Exons: 7
Coding region: 83-862 (259 amino acids)
Molecular function (GO): zinc ion binding
Source: RefSeq, a predicted model, not a curated record
CUUUUUUGUGCGUGAUUCAGGCACCGAUUGUCUUUCCAACGUGGACUUAACCACUGUAUGGUGUGUUGUGUCACCUGCAAAAAUGAAUGCUUUUGUUGGCAUCUAUCAGAACACUGAUGAAGAUUGGAAGCAGAAUGAGGCCACUACACUGAGCUCACAGAGGGACCCACAGAGUUCAAGGUGGCUAUUUUUACUGUCAGUGUGGCACAUAUUGUACAAGUGGCCAUUUCCACACACUAGACCUGUGACAAUUGGACACCACAGGAGGGAGAAUCAAGAAGGCACUUUCCACACAGAUGUUCCUCUUGAAUGCUUCAUCUGCCGUGAUGUAGAGAUGACAGAUCAGGACUCCCUGCUGCAGUAUUGUGACUGCAAGAGUUUAGUCGCUCAUCAAAAGUGCCUGCUGACCUGGAUACAAAAGGGCUUCAGGAAUGAAGAAAGGCUGCGAUGUAAAGUGUGCACAGCUGAGUACCACCUACAGAAUGGCUCAGCAUGGAUGCUCGUUGCUGUCCGCUGGCAGAAUUGGAUGCUUCUUGCAGUCAUCUUGGGCCUAAUGGCUGUUGUGCCAUUCACUGUGUACAGGAUGAUGACAGCCUUUGACAACCCACCACCCCAUUCUUUGUUCAAGGCAGCAUCUAUUUGUUUUGGGCUGCUGGCAGAAAGCAUCCUAGUCAAGUUCCUUCUCAACUGCUGCUCCAGCAAAUACAACAAAGCCAAAAUGUCCUCGUUCUCUGUCAGAGCAAGAAGUUUGGAGAAAUCCGACAGAGGCGUGAACCUUCCGUGGCUGGCUAGUCAAAACCCAACAACAGCUGCAGUGAGCAGAAUGGAAGCAGGGAAGCAGGAGGUAGUCAAGCCGAGCUAGGGUCUAAGCCUGGAGCUCUGUGUGUGAGCAGAACAGCACAGCAAGGCCAAGACCCAAGGAAACGCCAGUGGCAGAACAAAACAGAUUGACUCUUGGUGACUCAUUUAGCUUCUGGAAUGGGCAGAAUUCUCUCCUGCUGGCACUUUUGGCUGCAUGUUGGGUGGGUUGGGGGGGCGUGGUGUGGUGGGGAGAGCUUGUAAUGGCUGGGGCUACAACUGAUACUCUCUCAGAAAUACACAGGAUAAAGGCAACCCCAGAAAAUUCCACAAAUUUUGACAUAUUUGAUUUUGUAAGGUAAAGCACAGGAGAGAAGAAGCUUGUUUGACUGAGCACCGAUGGCAUUCUGGGACGAUUUUGAUAAGUGCUUUAAAGAAAUCGAGAGCUUGCCCAAACUUGCCUUCCAUGUUUGCAGGUUGGCAACAGUCAGAAAAAAGUCUUGGAUGCUGAAAGGCAAGAAUGCAAUAGAAAAAAAGAGAAAUAUUUCCAGUCUGGUAAAAAAAAAUGCUGUCUCUUGCAGGAUGGUUUGCUUCGAAGAAAGUGCCUCACAAUUACCGAUUUCUUUACUUCCAAACUCCAAAAUGAACAAUUUGCACUCUUAAUAUGCAAGGAAUCAGUGGCUGUCUCGAUUGCACAUGAGACGGCCCACUGCAAGACUGAAAUUACUCAUUUUAAUAGUACUUUUUGAGAUAAUAGAUGCAUAUUACUUUGUAAGUGUUCUUAAAAUGAAAAAAGUUAAUAUUGUAUAAAGGAAAAAUAUGCAGCUGUCAUAGUUCUUUUUUAAUGAAAUGCAAUGGCAAAAAUGAGGCUUUGCUUCUGUAGCUAGAUUGCCCUGUGUGCCAGAUGGACACUUUCAUGUCUGUAUAAGCGUGGAUUAUUUCAUUUCCUGCAUCUGGGACUCCAAAUGGCUGCACAAAUGUCACUGGAGGAACUCAGACUAGCAACUGGGGAACCUUACCCAAGCAUAGAAACAGCUAUUGGAUUGAAAACUGCAGAAACACAGUAAAGAAGCCACAAGUGUCAUCUUAAUGAAUCUCAAUGCAGCAGUCGGAUAUAUUUCACCAUCUCAUAUAUUUCAGUAAUUGGUAUACACUUCAGUUAACCUUUGCUGCUACUUUAAAUUUAAUGCUGCACGUAAUAAGGAUUUUGUAUCAACUGCUUGCAUGAUUCUUAAUUAGAGCAUUAGUAAAUUCAUUUUUGUCAAAGUAAAGGAGCUUUCUAUAGGAUUUUAAAUGAACCUAUUAAAUUAAUAGGGUUUUAUUAGAUCCUGUGGGACCCAAGUGAAAUGCGUGUGGUGUACUACAAAUAGUCAUGCAGAACCCUAUAGGAUCAGUUAUAAAAUCUACAAGCACCCUUUAGAAUCUCAUAGGAAUUUGUUUUAUUGGAAUAUUUGCUAUGAAGUUUUGGUGGAGUGAAAAAUCUUAACAAGUAUUAGUCUCAUUUAAAAAAAAACACAAUUUAAAACAACUGAAAGAUCAGGUCUUGUACAGAUUCUUAUUGAUGUAUACCAAGGUCCUGAUCACUGUAUGCACAAACUGUACCUAACACUGUGUCUUUAACCCUUGUAGAAUGGAAUGGUAUUUUUUGUCUUUCAAAGUAAACAUCUCUCAACAAUUACGAAAUUAUUUCCUUCCACUGCUGAAUGACAUUAAGGGAAAUUCGAAAAACGUACUGAACUGCAAAACAUUUCUUAACUCGUCACAUUCCUGGAAUAAAUGGUAUAAUUGCAAUUGUUCUCCGUUCCUUUCA